Molecule: messenger RNA, 1916 nt
Organism: Acomys russatus (golden spiny mouse)
Lineage: Eukaryota; Metazoa; Chordata; Mammalia; Rodentia; Muridae
Gene: B4galt3
Product: beta-1,4-galactosyltransferase 3
Exons: 6
Coding region: 185-1369 (394 amino acids)
Biological process (GO): galactosylceramide biosynthetic process; carbohydrate metabolic process
Molecular function (GO): glycosyltransferase activity
Source: RefSeq, a predicted model, not a curated record
AUUUUUCCCCCUUGGUUGAUCGAUUACAGCAGUGUUACUUUCUGUGACUGUGUUCUGUGCCUGUUUUUCUUUCCCUCCCUGGCACCACUCUCUCAUCUCUACCUGCUGAUGUCUCUGCUGGCUUGCUCUCUUCCUGUUUUCUUCCAGAAAUCCCUUCACUCCUUCCCUAGGCCCUCAAGUCAGGAUGCUGCGGAGGCUGCUGGAGAGGCCCUGCACACUGGCCCUGCUUGUGGGCUCCCAGCUGGCAGUUAUGAUGUACCUGUCCUUGGGGGGCUUCCGAAGCCUUAGUGCCCUGUUUGGUCGAGAGCAGGGCCCGACGUUCGACUACUCUCAUCCCCGUGAUGUGUAUAGUAACCUCAGUCACCUGCCUGGGGCCCCUGGAGCUGCAGGAGCUCCAGCUCAAGCCCUGCCCUACUGUCCUGAGAGAUCUCCUUUCUUAGUGGGUCCUGUGUCAGUGUCCUUUAGCCCAGUGCCAUCACUAGCAGAGAUUGUGGAGCGGAAUCCCCGAGUGGAGUCAGGAGGCCGGUACCGUCCUGCAGGAUGUGAGCCUCGCUCCCGAACAGCCAUAAUUGUGCCCCAUCGUGCCCGGGAGCACCACCUCCGCCUGCUGCUCUAUCACCUGCACCCCUUCCUGCAGCGCCAGCAGCUUGCGUAUGGCAUCUAUGUCAUCCACCAGGCUGGAAAUGGGACGUUUAACAGGGCAAAGCUACUGAACGUGGGGGUGCGGGAGGCCCUGCGUGACGAAGAAUGGGACUGCUUGUUCUUGCAUGACGUGGACCUCCUUCCAGAAAACGAUCAUAACCUGUAUGUUUGCGACCCCCGGGGACCCCGCCAUGUUGCCGUUGCCAUGAACAAGUUUGGAUACAGCCUCCCGUACCCCCAGUACUUUGGUGGGGUUUCAGCGCUCACUCCUGACCAGUACCUGAAGAUGAAUGGCUUCCCCAAUGAAUACUGGGGCUGGGGUGGUGAGGAUGACGACAUUGCUACCAGGGUACGCUUGGCUGGGAUGAAGAUCUCCCGACCACCCACCUCGGUGGGGCACUAUAAGAUGGUAAAGCACAGAGGAGAUAAGGGAAACGAGGAAAAUCCGCACAGAUUUGACCUCCUGGUCCGUACGCAGAAUUCCUGGACACAAGAUGGAAUGAACUCACUGACAUACCGAUUGCUGGCAAGAGAGCUGGGUCCUCUCUAUACCAACAUUACUGCAGACAUUGGGACUGACCCUCGGGGUCCGCGGGCUCCCUCUGGUCCCCGAUACCCACCGGGUUCCUCCCAGGCCUUCCGUCAAGAGAUGCUGCAACGCCGGCCCCCAGCUAGGCCCGGCCCCAUGCCUACUGCCAACCACACAGCUCCCCAUGGUUCACACUGACUCUUCUCUGUCCACUUUAAUCACAAAACUGAAUCUAAGCGGCUGUAGCCCUCACACUCUCUGCUCCUCACCGUUCUCAGGGGGAUGUGAGGGAGCUAAACUCUAGUGCUGUGCUGGGGGGGCAGGGACCUCUCCUCACAGCUAGAUUGGAGCUGGGCUCCUCUAGACCUGGGGGUUCCUCUUCCUAGGGGCCCACCUAUCAGGGCUGAUGACUGUGAAUCCUUGAUGUCGUUUUAUGUGAUGAAUCCUGGGAGUCCCCUGCUCCCUGGGGUAGGAGCAGGGCUGGACCCCAUGUCCCUUCCUCAUCCAUGGACAUCACUCUUAUCGGAGAGCGACCUUGCUUCUCCUGGGACCUCUGUGAAUAUUUAUUCUAUUUAUGGUUCCCAAGGAGCUGUCUGGUGGAGGAAACCCCUACCUGGGCUUGAGUACCUGCCAGUGCUGGAGUACCUCCUCUGGUCUUGGCCCAGGGGAGGGGGGCAGGGAGGGGCUAGGAUUUUGAUAUCUUUUCUAAUAAAGGACUUUUGUCUCACCUUUGCUUGUGCUUUCU